This is a messenger RNA of Coregonus clupeaformis (lake whitefish), 1029 nucleotides long. RefSeq lists its product as uncharacterized. The coding region runs from base 149 to 787 and encodes 212 amino acids. NCBI's taxonomy places the organism in Eukaryota, Metazoa, Chordata, Actinopteri, Salmoniformes, Salmonidae. The transcript has 7 exons. The record is from RefSeq and is a predicted model, not a curated record.
GAUAGCGCAGCACAAAAUCCAUACUAAAGAGCACACAAGAAAGCGCUUCACUCGUAGCAGUUCACUCGUAGCAGAACGCAGUGAUUAGACGUUUAUUUGCAACUUCUGAAAUAAACAAAGUCGGUCUUCGGUUUAUAUCGCGACUAAAAUGAUUCCUUCUGGCGUGAUGGUGUCAACCUUAUAUGCGCAUGUGGUGUUUCAGAUGGUUAGCUGUGCCAACGCCCAUACCAUUGGCUGUAAUGUUACUCAAUAUCCCAACGGUACAACAACCUAUCACCUCUCAGAGCCCCCACCUUCAAUCAGUUGUGAGACAGAGUGGGCGUAUCCAAAUGGAUCCACGCUGACCUUUAAAGGUGAAACAAACUCAGAUCAGGUCCUGGGUGUGACCAGACAGUCCAUCACUACCACUGUCUGUCUGGGUACCCUGAAGUACACAGUGGACUGUGUAAAGCCUCAGGUGGUGAAUAAAGUAGAAUGUAACUGCACCAUGGAACAUAGCAGACCCUCCCCUAACCCUGACCACAUCAAGGCUGUCAGGCCAGAGCACAAUAUAUGUUUUGGUGAUUGGUGUGUAUCAGGGAUAACAUUUGGGCUUUCCUUUGGGAUAUCAGCUGCUGUCAUCAUCAUCCUGGUUCUCCUCAUUCGCUACAAGAUCCACAUUUACCGAGUGUGCGUGUCUGUUGGACGUUGGGUGAAUGGGAGCACUAGAGAACCCUCUCCUGACCCUGCUCCUGCUCUCAAUGUCAAGUACUCCACUGUGAACCAGCAGGCAACAGUCAUCGUGUGAGAAGGGACCAGGGGGUGAAGGGGAGGAGGGAAAGAGAGAGAGGAGGGAAAGAGGAGGGAGAGAGAACAAGAUGUAGAGGUUAUAGGAGAGGAGGGAAAGUGGUUUGUUUGCUUUGGGUUCGCUUUCAUGGCAAAUGAGAGUAGGUUCUCACCCGGCCAACUUGUUCACUUAAAGGGAUAGUUUGGGAUUUUGGCAACUCCCCAGAGUCAGAUGAAAUUGUGGAUACCAUUUUUAUGUUUCUA